AUGGCAGCGAAGAGUGAAGCACCGGAUUCUUUGUGCUGCUCUAUAUGCCUGGAGGUGUUGAAGAAACCCGUGACUCUUCACUGUGGCCACAGCUACUGUAUGGACUGUGUAAAUUGCUACUGGGACCAGAAGGAUCCAAAGGGUGUUUGCAGCUGUCCUCAAUGCAGACACACUUUCAGCUCCAGACCUGUACUAAACAAGAACACAGUGCUGGUUGAUUUGAUUGAGAAAAUGGCUGACUCAGAGCGAGCCGCUCCUUUAGGUGAAAAGAAAGCCGGUCCAAGCGAAGUGGAGUGUGAUUUCUGCACUGCGAAGAAACUGAAAGCUGUCAAGACCUGCUUGGUGUGCCUGGCUUCUUACUGUGCCACACAUGUGCAGCCUCACUACCAGUCUGCAGCUUUCCAAAGGCACAAGCUGGUGGAGGUGUCAACCUCCAUUCAGGAGAAGAUCUGCUCUAAGCAUGACAAGCUGCUCGAAGUGUACUGUCGCACUGAUGAUGAGUGCAUUUGCUUACUUUGUGUCAUGGAUGAGCACAAAGGUCAUGACACUGUCUCAGCGGCGGCAGGAAGGAAAGACAAACAAAAGCUAUUUGGAGAGAAGAAACAAAGAUACCAGCAAGCAACUGGAGAAAAGGAGAAGCAGUUACGACAGCUGAAAGAGAGAAGAAAAGCAUUUGAGGUUUCCAGAGAUGCAGCGCUUGAUCAAAAUGAGAAGAUUUAUAAUGAAAUUAUCGCGAUGGCAAACAAAAGACGUUCGGCUGUGAAGGAGUUAAUCAUACAUCAGGAAAAGGCCGCCACUGGUCAAAUGGACACACUCACUGAUCGCCUUCAGAAGGAGAUUGGAAGUCUGAAGAGGAGAGAGGAUGAACUGAGGAAGCUGUCUUCAACCGGGGAUAACAUUUAUUUUCUGCAGCAAAGCAAGUCUGUUUUGGACAGUGCAGAACCCGAGCCGAGCCUCAGCUUCAAUCUUCAACUAGAGAAACCCUUUGACUUUGUUACGAAGGCUAUAUCAAACUUUAAAGAGAAAACUGAUUCUUUGGCUUCCACUUUAAAGGAGAUAUCAGAGACCUUUGAAACUGUUGCAGAGCCAAAGACAAGACAGGAAUUGUGGAUGUAUUCCUGUAGCUUGAGUUUGGAUCCCAACACAGCUUUUGAGAACCUGUUGGUCUCUGAGGGAAACACCAAGGUUACUUGGACCAAGAAAGCCCAGAAGUACCAGUACCACCCGGAGAGGUUUACCAAAUAUGAUCAAGUGUUGUGCUCAGAAGGUUUGUCUGGUGUUUGCUACUGGGAAGUUGAGUGGAAGGGGCCAAGAAUCGAGAUUGCUGUGUGCUAUAAAGGACCAAACAUGGAUGAAAGCUGCUUUGGAUUCAAUGACAAGUCCUGGAGUGUUUCUCUCUCCAAUUCUGGAUGCAUGUUUUGGCACAACGAAAACAAAAUCAAAAUCCAGAACCGCUGCUUUGGUACAGUUGGAGUGUAUCUAAACCACAAAGCUGGCAUCCUAUCUUUUUACAGUGUUUCUAGCUCUGGAGAACUGAUGCUCCUCCAUGAAGUUCACACCGCUUUCUCUCAGCCUCUGUACCCUGGUUUUAUGGUUUCCAGGGGAUCAUCAAUAAAGAUAGUAAAGCAGCAGUAAAAAAAAGAAAAAAUGAAAAGGAGAAUGGAACUGCAGCUUGUUUAAAUAAAGUCCAAUUUGUUUUCAACCCAGAAAACAUACAGCAAAAAUAAGCAUAUGAUAUUUAGCCAUUGACUGAAAUAAACUGAAAUGAUGUACAUUUUUGUCAAGUUAUUAAAUGGGGGCAUUCAAAGAUGGAUGGAUGUAAAAAUUAA
Molecule: messenger RNA, 1829 nt
Organism: Cyprinodon variegatus (sheepshead minnow)
Lineage: Eukaryota; Metazoa; Chordata; Actinopteri; Cyprinodontiformes; Cyprinodontidae
Product: E3 ubiquitin/ISG15 ligase TRIM25-like
Exons: 6
Coding region: 1-1635 (544 amino acids)
Molecular function (GO): zinc ion binding; protein binding
Source: RefSeq, a predicted model, not a curated record